Messenger RNA from Physeter macrocephalus (sperm whale), 2207 nucleotides. RefSeq names its product zinc finger protein 268-like. NCBI's taxonomy places the organism in Eukaryota, Metazoa, Chordata, Mammalia, Artiodactyla, Physeteridae. Gene Ontology annotation, cellular component: nucleus. The record is from RefSeq and is a predicted model, not a curated record. Gene Ontology annotation, biological process: regulation of transcription by RNA polymerase II. The coding region runs from base 1 to 1572 and encodes 523 amino acids. The transcript has a single exon. Gene Ontology annotation, molecular function: DNA-binding transcription factor activity, RNA polymerase II-specific; RNA polymerase II cis-regulatory region sequence-specific DNA binding.
AUGCCUUGGAGAACUCAUGCAGGAAAGAAAUCCCAUGAAUGCUGUGAUUGUAAGAGAGCCUUUCCCAGUAAGUUAAAGCUAAUCACUCAUCAGGAAACUCACACAGGAGAUAAACCAUAUGGAUGCAAUCAACGUCAGAAAGUCUUCAUUACAAAGUCAGUGCUCACCUAUCAUCAGAAGACCCGUCACAGAGAAGGGAAAUCCUAUGGAUGCAGCAAAUGUGGAAAAACUUUCCCUUGGAAGUCAAAACAACUCACUUUACAUCAGAGGACUCAUUCAGGAGAGAGACCUUUCCGAUGCAGAGUAUGUGAUAAAGCCUUCAUGGUUAGGACACAUCUCACUGUACAUCAGAGAACUCACACAGGAGAGAAACCAUAUGAAUGCUCAGAUUGUGAGAAAGCCUUCUCAAAAAAGGCUCAGCUCCUGAUUCAUCAGCGUAUUCACACAGGAGAGAGACCAUUCGGAUGUAGUCAAUGUCAGAAAUCCUUCAUUACAAAGUCAGCACUAAUCUAUCAUCAGAAAACCCGUCACAGAGAAGGGAAAUCCUAUGGAUGCAACAAAUGUGGGAAAGCUUUUCCUUGGAGGUCAAAACUCAUUUUACAUCAGAGGACUCAUUCAGGAGAGAGACCUUUCAGAUGCAGAGUAUGUGAUAAAGCCUUCAUGGUUAGGACACAUCUCACUGUACAUCAGAGAACUCACACAGGAGAGAAACCAUAUGAAUGCUCAGAUUGUGAGAAAGCCUUCUCAAAAAAGGCUCAGCUCCUGAUUCAUCAGCGAAUUCACACAGGAGAGAGACCAUAUGGAUGCAGUGAAUGUCCACAAGCCUUCAUCCAGAAGUCAGAUCUCAGUAAUCAUAAGAAAACUCAUCAUGCAGUAGGGAAAUCCCAUGAAUGCAGUGAAUGUGGGAAGGUUUUGUCCUCUAAGUCAACUCUCAUUAUACAUCGGAGAAGCCAUACAGGUGAGAAACCCUUCAAAUGCAGUGCAUGUGAUAAAGCCUUCACAUCAAAGGCACAUCUCAUUGUACAUGAGAGAAUUCAUACAGGAGAGAGACCGUAUGAAUGCUUAAAUUGCGAGAAAGCCUUCUCCACUAAGGCACAUCUCAUGAUUCAUCAGCGAAUUCACACAGGAGAGAGGCCUUAUGGAUGUAAUGAAUGUCAACAAGCUUUCAUCCAGAAGUCAGGUCUCACUAACCAUCUACAAAAUUGUCAUGCUGGAGUAAAAUCAUAUGGAUGCAGUGAAUGUGGGAAGGUUCUGUCCUGUAAGUCAACUCUCAUUAUACAUCAGAGAACCCAUACAGGUGAGAAACCAUUCAAAUGUAGUGUAUGUGACAAAGCUUUCGCAGCUAAAUCCUAUCUUACUGUACAUCAGAGAAUUCAUACAGGAGAGAGACCAUAUGAAUGCUGCAAUUGUAAGAAAGCGUUUGCUACUUUGUCAACUCUCAUUGGUCACCGGAGAACUCACAAAGGAGAGAGACCCUAUGGGUGCAAUGAAUGUCAGAAAUCCUUCUUUCGGAAAUCAGCUCUUGCUAAUCAUCAGCAAACUCAGCAUAGAGGAAAAUCCUCUACACAAUGACUGUGGGAAUGUGAGAAAUCUCUUUUGAUUAAUCUUAUCUACUCAGAGAACUCAUACAGAAUAGAAAUGCCUAUGAAGGCUCUGAUUAUAUAGACCCUUUUGGAACUCUUGUAGUAAAGAAACCUUAUAUAUGGAAUGAAAGUUGUACAUCUUCCAUCUGAAGACAUCUCCUCAUUAUACCUUAGGGAAUCUCACCAAAAAAGAAACAUUAUAAAGGCAGCAAUUGUCAAAAGACUUUAUUUGAAAGUCACAGCCUAUGCAUUUAGGAGGCAAAAACCUAUGGAUGCAGGGAAAGUGGGAAAUUAUUCUUUUUCAAGUCAUAUUUGUUAAACAUUAUGGUAUUCAUUCAGGAGUUGAAUUCAUUCAUACAGUUGCAGUGAAUGCAGCCAAGCUAAGAAAAAUUACAUCUCAUUGUAUAUAAAAAUAGAAAUUUCAGGAAUGUUGUGAUAAUGACAGUAUUCCCUAGAAACUCAAAACUCUUUGAACAUCUUGUACAGGAGAGGGAUCCUGUAGGUGCAGUGAAUGUGGUAGUCUUAAUGCAUAUCUUCCGAUAAUGCAUCUCUUCCUUACAUCAACAAACCCAGAUAGGAGGAAAGCCUUGUUAAUGUAGUACAUCCUUCAUAUAGAUGUCAAAG